Molecule: messenger RNA, 396 nt
Organism: Austrofundulus limnaeus
Lineage: Eukaryota; Metazoa; Chordata; Actinopteri; Cyprinodontiformes; Rivulidae
Product: FH1/FH2 domain-containing protein 3
Biological process (GO): sarcomere organization; cardiac myofibril assembly; cortical actin cytoskeleton organization
Cellular component (GO): cytoskeleton; cytoplasm
Molecular function (GO): actin filament binding
Source: RefSeq, a predicted model, not a curated record
GUGGAUUUUGACCAGCUGCAGGAGAACCUGUGUCAGAUGGAGCGACGCUGCAAAGCCUCAUGGGACCACCUGAAGGUGAUCGCCAAGCACGAGAUGAAGCCUCAGCUGAAGCAGAAGAUGUCCGACUUCCUCAAAGACAGCGCCGAAAGAAUCAUCAUCCUCAAGAUAGUUCACCGCAGACUACUCAACAGGUUUCAUUCCUUCCUGCUGUACCUCGGUCAUCUGGCCUACAGCGUGAGAGAGAUCAGCGUCAACAGGUUCAGUAAAAUCCUCAGCGAGUUCGCGCUGGAGUACCGAACCACGCGUGAGCGCGUCCUGCAGCAGAAGCAGAAACGAGCCGACCACCGCGAGCGCAACAAGACCCGGGGGAAGCUGAUCAUGGAUGUGAACGCUCCG